Messenger RNA from Lobosporangium transversale, 1552 nucleotides. RefSeq names its product Metallo-dependent phosphatase-like protein. Bases 165 to 1445 code for a protein of 426 amino acids. Lineage: Eukaryota; Fungi; Mortierellomycota; Mortierellomycetes; Mortierellales; Mortierellaceae. Gene Ontology annotation, cellular component: cytoplasm. Gene Ontology annotation, biological process: polyphosphate catabolic process. The transcript has a single exon. Gene Ontology annotation, molecular function: endopolyphosphatase activity; phosphatase activity. The record is from RefSeq and is a predicted model, not a curated record.
UCAUUUAUCUUUUCUCACCACUUUUCAUACUUUUUUUCUUUUUCUUCUUCUUUUUUCCUUCCUCUUUACCCAGCAUUCUAAAACAACGACUCGUGUCAUUCAAGGAACGCAUUCAUUUUCAACCUUUUAUUAAAAAUUUUAAAAACAAGCCUCCCACACAGCCCAUGCCUCUCGCAUCGUCUGUGCGACCUGUGGUCACGCAGGUUGCAAUUCUCGUCAUUGUCAUCACUGUUUUGCUCUUCAGCACUGCUACAGUCUGGCAGCUAAUGCCCAAGCUUCCAGACAACUCCAGGGACGGCCGCCCUCCAGGAUGUAUUUCUCGUGCUCGGUAUAUUACCGUUUUAGACAAUCCUUUGGACCGUAAUCGUGAUAACGUCAACAAUGACGACAAUGAUGGAAUGUUCUCGUUCAUUGAAGAUAAGGCUGACCAAAUUCAUCUCACCAUGAAAGAGCCUAAUACGCCACCGGAAUCACUUCCCUCUGACCGCUACGCUCAAUACAUUUACCAGGAAGAAAUCCAUUUUAGCGACAAUUGUGGUGAUGAUAACGACGACAAGGAUGAUAAAAUCCAAUAUAGCGAACGACCCAAACAAGUUCGAAGGACUAUCAUCUUGGGUGACACGCACGGAAACCUUAAGGAAUUUAACAAGUUUAUGGAAAAGUACAAGUAUGAUGCCGAAAAGGACGUGAUCAUUUUGGCAGGCGAUCUAAUCUCAAAAGGACCGCAGUCGCUUGAACUUCUCGACCGUGCCAUUGAGGUUGGUGCCAAGUGUGUGCGCGGUAAUCACGAUGAUAAGGUUAUCCGGUGGCGUGGAUAUUUAGAUAGCCUCAGUCCAAAAGAACGUGAAGCCCUUGAAGCCGAGGAGGACGUUGUUGACGAUGAUGAUGAUGACAAUGAUCUCAUCCGCCAGCGCCAUCAUAGACACUCGGGUGUGGCGAUCCCAUGGGACCUAGACAAGAACUCGGAGCAUUACCGCCUUGCUCGAGCCAUGACCCGAGCACAGUACAACUACCUACGUUCCUGUCCACUUAUUUUGACAUUGCCGAGGGAGCUCUCUAUUCACAAUCUACCUACCCAUGUGGUCCAUGCUGGCAUCGACCCACGUCGUGAUAUCUUGAGUCAACAACCAUGGGUUCUGAUCAAUGUGCGCAACGUGCUCGAUGACGGGACACCCGCACGUAAGAAGCGUUUUGGUCAAGGCUGGGCUCAUGCGUUCAACCAGAUGUACAGUCGCCGUCAUGGUCAUCGUAGGCCAUCUUCGAGAUUUGAUUUUUUUGUAGUCUAUGGCCAUGAUGCAGGACGAUCACUUAAUGUGAUGGACCGAUCAGUGGGCAUAGACACUGGAUGUAUCUAUGGACGUGAGUUGACCGGCUAUGUACUUGAGACAGGCGAAAUAAUGUCAGUGCGCUGCACAGGAGUCCCAGAGUUUGCUAAAAAAGAUUAAUUUCUGCAAAACAUGGAAAUGAUAAGCAUUUCACAUGCAUGGCGAUCUGACUCAGCCACGCCGCUAGGUUGCACAGCCGCUUGGACCCUCCCCUCCACAUUCCUCUC